Molecule: messenger RNA, 2493 nt
Organism: Venustampulla echinocandica
Lineage: Eukaryota; Fungi; Ascomycota; Leotiomycetes; Helotiales; Pleuroascaceae
Product: Alpha-L-rhamnosidase
Exons: 2
Coding region: 1-2493 (830 amino acids)
Biological process (GO): carbohydrate metabolic process
Source: RefSeq, a predicted model, not a curated record
AUGCAUUUUCUUUCUGCAGCUGUGCUUGCUCUCUUAUCUCCAUCUCUUAUCAACGCCUUACACAAGACGAAGCACACGGGCCCCGACUAUGAGUCCCUACCAAACCAAACCAUCUUCCCUGGGCCGUGGGAGAGCAACAUUAAAGCUCCUGUAAACAAAUCCUAUAUUGUUCCCACCAAAAUAUACAAUUUUGAGGGCGCAGCCUCCGGCGCUGAGUUUAUGCUGGAGGAUGCGGAUACAACUGGAGGGAUUUCGUGGGUAAUUGGCCCUGGAGGUCUUAUUACCUACGAGUUUGCGGAGAACAUCGCCGGCCGAGUAUGCUUCGAAGUCGAGGGUCUGAAAAAUGACCCAUAUAUUGUCCUUUCCUAUUCCGAAUCACCUUUCUUUGCGGACCGGGAGCCAGACGCGACCAACGAUAAACAGGCCCGGGACCUGCCUCUGAAGUUCGCAGUUACACAUACUGGUACAAAUUGUGUGGGAAAGGGCUACAUUAGAGGAGGCUUCAAAUACCUUACCGUGUUUAUUCCUGAAACGGAUGUGCCGACAGAAGGUGGAUUCUGGCACGAUGGUCAUACUCCACCACAAAGAGAAUUGAAGAGGAAAUUGACUUGGUAUGAAACAAUUGGCCAGAAAUUAUUGGGUUGGCAACAUCCAUCCAAGAAUGACACUGCAGGCGAGCCAGCUGUUGUUAUAUCGAAAAUUUGGGUUAAUUGCACUUCCUUCCCGUCAAUGCCAAAUGGCAAAGCAUAUACAGGAUACUUCGAUAGCUCAUCCUCAAUUCUCAAUCGCGUCUGGUACGCAGGGGCAUGGACUCUACAGCUCUCGACCCUUGAUCCGAAGGAGGGAGGAUCCCUCAUCGAUUUCAACCGUAACUUUGAUCACAAUAAAGCACCACAGGGAGCUUGGUACUCCAAUUAUACAAUUGCCAACGGUACUGCAGUUACCACGGAUGGCGCCAAGCGAGAUCGUAUGGUCUGGCCUGGAGAUAUGACGAUUGCUGUGCCUGGAAUUGCAGUUUCCACAUACGACAUGCUCGCUGUUCGUAACGCCCUAGAAACCAUAUAUGAACACCAAUUUGGUGAUGGUUCUCUGCCUUAUGCGGGUCCUCCUAUGGGUGCUUUUGGGGAGUUCAGUGAUACCUAUCACCUCCACACCUUGGUGGGGACGUAUGUAUACGUCCUCUAUACCGGAGACCUGGAGUGGUUGAAAACAAGAUGGGACAGGUAUACUCUUGCUCUGUCGAUCAGCAUUGCCAAGGUCGAUGAGUUCAAUCUCUUGCAUGUUUCUUCCACGCAGGACUGGAUCCGCCCUGGCCUGACGGGCCAUAAUAUAGAAGCUUCAGCGAUACUUUACGACGUUCUAGGGAAUAGUCUUAAGUUAGCCGACUGGAUCGGUGACAGAUCCACGGCGAGGCUAAAAGAAUGGGAAUACACCCGCGCGAGGCUUCGCAAAGGGAUAGCAACCCUCUUUUGCCCAGAUGAAAGUCUCUACGGAGACAACAAGGGCAGACGUGGCUGUAAUGGUCCAGAGAAAGUUCUCCCCCAGGAUGGCAACAGUUGGGUGCUCAUGUCCGGGGCUGGUGACCCAUCCCAGGUUCUAAAUAUAUCAGAAAGUCUCCGGAAACGUUGGAUCAAGUACGGAGCACCUGCUGCCGAAUUCCCGAAUGUGAUAUCCCCAUUCGCAUCCUCUUUCGAGCUUCUUGGGCAUUCUGCAGCCGGAAACCACGACGCGGCUGUUGAGCUCAUCGAGUUGAUGUGGGGGUAUAUGCUCGACGGGCCAGGAAUGACUAAUUCUACCUUAUUGGAAGGGUAUCGCGUCGAUGGAUACGUGCACUAUCCUGCCUACUGGGCUCCAGCCAGAAAUUCCCAUGCACACGGUUGGGCGGCUGGACCUACCACCGUUCUCAUGCAAGGCAUUUUGGGCAUCCAGCUAAUCACACCCCUCGGGGAAACGUGGAAGAUCGAACCGCAUCUCACGAAAUGGUUGAGCUAUGCUCGAGGCGGCUUUGCUACCAAGCUGGGCAAGUUCGAAGUCUCGAUCUCACGUAUGAGAAGCCUAUCCACAGGGCGUAAAGUCGAAGGUUUAAAUGUUACUAUUCCGGAGGGAACCUCUGGAACACUAAACUGGGGCGGAAGAGAACAGUUCCGGGGUUCGGAUAUGAGUUCUGCGUUUUCAUUCUUCCGAUAUACAGAGCCUUUGGAUGCCUCGCGUCCAGAAGAUAUGACUCAAGUAUUCAGUAUUGGUGAUUGGAGCGAUUUUGUUCCCGAUGAUGAGUGGGUUAGACCUGAGAUUGAGGAGAGACCUGAGGGUGUGGUCGAUUGGGAGGCAUUGGCGGAGAACUAUAAGUUUGCGGAGCAAAGGUAUAGGAUAUGGCCUCAGAGUCACAGUCCGCAUAUGGGAAUCGUGGAGGAGGGCGAAAGACCGCCAACUGAGUUUGCUAAAGAGCAUUACAGGAAGCAUAAGCAGGAGUUGAGGAAGAGAGAGAAUAUGUAG